Molecule: messenger RNA, 536 nt
Organism: Salvia hispanica
Lineage: Eukaryota; Viridiplantae; Streptophyta; Magnoliopsida; Lamiales; Lamiaceae
Source: RefSeq, a predicted model, not a curated record
UGAAUUCAAACCAAGAAGGCUUCCAUUUUAACACAAAUGGUGUUCCAAUCAUGUCCUUUUCCAAUCAAGAAACUCCAAUCUCCUACGACGAUCUAAUCUUAAGAUCAAUUGGGCCUAACAAGCCGGUGUUCGACCCCAUGGUUCCCUAUUUCUUUGCACCGGGCCUUGAAUGCAACCACAACACUCCUUCCUCUCCCGAUGUCGGUUUUCUUGCUCAGAAUAAUGGUGGGAAGAAGAGAAAGAGAGUGGAUGAGAAGUGUAAAGAAGUUGUUCAUGUUAGAGCAAAGAGAGGUCAAGCAACUGACAGCCAUAGUUUGGCUGAAAGGUCAAGAAGAGAGAAAAUAAAUGAGAAAUUCAGAUGCUUGCAAGAUCUGGUCCCAGGGUGCUACAAGAUGAUGGGAAUGGCUGUGAUGUUGGAUGAGAUAAUUAACUAUAUAAAUUCGUUGCACAAUCAGAUUGAUUUUCUCUCCAUGAAGCUUUCUGAAGCAAGUUUGUUGUAUGACUUCAACUCACCAUCUCAAGCACAACAAAAUUAA